AUUCGUCGUCGGGUGAAAGGAAGAGGUUGAACCAUCUUACAUGAGACGACCCGAGUAAUUAGCUCCGUGCUAAUUAGUGUUUCUUCACCGGUUUUUGGGGUUUGGUGGUUUCUAACGAAAGUAAUAAAAAGUUUAAUAAAGUGUUAACGGGUGAGGGAGUAACCACAAAGAAAGCAGAGAAAGAAGAGAAGGGAGAUGGUAACGGUGGUGUGUAGCAGCAGCAGCAGCAGCUGUAUGUCAGCAACAUCGACGUUUAAGAAUAAGGCUGGUUCUGGUUCUGGUUCUGGUGGAUUUCGAUCUCAACCGCUGGUGAUGGAAACUGCGCAGGUUCCACCUCGACGCUUGAUCUUGCUUCGUCACGCUAAGAGUUCUUGGGAGGAUCGCUCCCUUAAAGACCAUGAUCGUCCUCUGAGUAAAGAUGGAGAAACUGAUGUUAUACAGGUCACUUACAAGCUCCAAAAGCUUGGUUGGAUUCCUCAACUUAUCUUAUCAAGUGAUGCAACACGAACAAGGCAGACUCUUAAAAUCAUGCAGGACCAGGUGCGGGCCUUCUUGGAAGCAGAGAUACACUUCAUUUCAAGCUUUUAUUCUGUGGCAGCAAUGGAUGGGCAGACAGCUGACCACCUCCGACGGGCUAUCUGUAAAUAUGCUAGGGACGAGAUACUUACAGUUAUGUGUAUGGGACAUAAUAGAGGCUGGGAAGAGGCAGCCUCUACCUUUUCUGGUGCUUCCAUAGAACUAAAGACGUGCAAUGCUGCCUUGCUUGAAGCCGCAGGCAAAUCAUGGGAAGAGGCGUUUCUUUUGGCUGGGGAUGGUGGCUGGAAGCUCCAGCAAUUAGUCAAGCCAAAUGUUAGAUAGAGGCUAGGAUUUAUCUGCUCAUGCUUGCAUUUGUCAAAAACGUUUUAUAGUUUUGAGAACGACAAAGCUUGUAACUCUCAAAGGUGGGAGAGUCUUCUCCGAAUGUGAAACUAUAUGUAAAGGAGCAGAAAAGCUGAUUAAGUAAACCAUAACCAAGAAAAUCAAAUCAAAAUAACUGAAUAAUGGAGAUCGAUGGUUCAGUUCUAA
Helianthus annuus (common sunflower) is the source of this 1065-nucleotide messenger RNA. RefSeq lists its product as uncharacterized. The transcript has 5 exons. NCBI's taxonomy places the organism in Eukaryota, Viridiplantae, Streptophyta, Magnoliopsida, Asterales, Asteraceae. Bases 196 to 858 code for a protein of 220 amino acids. The record is from RefSeq and is a predicted model, not a curated record.